Messenger RNA from Pestalotiopsis fici W106-1, 2355 nucleotides. RefSeq lists its product as uncharacterized. The record is from RefSeq and is a predicted model, not a curated record. Gene Ontology annotation, molecular function: protein binding. Lineage: Eukaryota; Fungi; Ascomycota; Sordariomycetes; Amphisphaeriales; Sporocadaceae. The transcript has 2 exons. The coding region runs from base 1 to 2355 and encodes 784 amino acids.
AUGGAGUCCCCACCAAUGUCUCCUGGGGACGACGGUUUUGACCCUGUUUCAAGACUCGAUUCCAUGAUCAGGUUGCUGAACUCACUUUCCGAGCAACGCUUCGAAUCACAAGCCACGGUCGAUUCCUCCCGGACCCGCGAUGGACGUGUGGCCUACGACGAAGGACAAGCGAGUCCUCGUUUGCACAGCACUGACUACUACCACCAACGCGUUCUCUGCAGUGACAAGGAAUCAAGCCAGUGUCUUCACAUACCUGGUGAUCAUUUCUGCAAAGUCCGGCCGGCUCUCUUUCGAUACUGCAGAACUGGCGACACUGCUAGAUUUGAUCGUGCUUUGAGGAUUUACUCGGAAACCCGGGGCCGCAGCAUCUCCUUUGCCGAUGAUGAUCUCUUAAACAGCGAGUUUGAAGGAAGAACGAUGAUGGGUCUAGCCGCAGAAGGUGGCCACCUCAUCAUCGUUGAAACCCUUUUAGCGCUCGGUGCCUGUCCAGACAUUGAAGAUGCCGAAGGUGACUUACCUAUACACCUUGCAUUGAGGCACUCUGAAUGGGCAGUAUUCGAAGCACUGCUCAGUCCUGAAACCAGCGGUGCACUCGACCACACGGCCUUGAUCAAUGCAUCAACCAUGGGACGUGCUGACUGUGUUCGCACGCUACUCACGAGCAAACGCAGACGUGUGUUUUCAGUCAACCAACAAGAUUCCAAUGGAACAUCUGCGCUCUUGGCUGCAAGCAUUCACGGCCGACACCAAGUGGCGAGAGUUCUCAUCGACGCAGGUGCCCAUGUGGAUGACUGGUCUCCUGCAGGCACUGCGCUUACAGUUGCUGCAGCGAGACGUGAUUUGGAAAUGGUGUCGCUGCUUCUGGAAGCUGGAGCCGAUAUACAUCUAGCUCUUCUCUGCAUGAAUCCCGAUAUAAACUCCGGUGCACAAAGACACUGCAGCCAGAAGAGAGCAGCCGAGGUGAUUAAACAGUGCUGGAGAGAUUGUAUUUCGGCAAGAAGAUUUCGAAAGCAACGGCUGCGCCGAGUCUUCAUCAGCCAAUAUCGGUGCAUGAUGGAUCAUCAGAACACAAAGCAACUCAUUCUUGACGGCUCGCUCUCAGAGUCAAUCAGUGACCGAAGUUAUGCCUGGUCCUUUGGAGUCAACACGUUAAAGGAGCUGCUGGCUGGUUCCUUGCCCACGUCCGCGACCCAUAUCCUAUCAGCACUUCUUGUCGCUCUGUCGAUUGCUUCAUUCAUGGAUGAUGACACAUUUUGUCUCGAUGACAACACUUCCCACUGGCAGAGUGUUGUCAAUGAGGUACCAGAAUGGACGCGACUCAUGUCAGACGAGGCAACAAGGACGGCUUGUGAGGAUCUCGCUGCAGAUCUUUGGGGCUCCAAACCUAGAUACUCAGUGGAUGGUAUCAAUGGCUCGAUCCCAGAAAUUAACUUUUGGCCGAACCGCAGCAACCUCGAUGUAUACAUAGAUCGACUCACAGCUGAGUUAGAAUUGGUCGAAUCCUCGAAAGCAGGCGAGACCGGGUCAUUAUCGAGUACCCGCGAAACUAUGCACACAUUCAUUCUUUCUCAAGAGGAUCUGGCGCCCUCCUCCAGUCCAUCAAGUAUAUUGACCGAUACGGUCAACGAAGAAAGCUUCUCAUCAUUCGAUGACUUCCUCUUGGACAUAAACAUGGAUCCCUAUUACGACACUCGUGGAGAGACCUUCAGUAACGCGAGCUGGGUCAACACACCGUCACACGAAGAUCUGACCGCCGUCCAUCCCCCCAAGCUUGCUUCCGGAGUAAUUUGCGUCCUAUUCAUCCUCUUUCUCGCAUUGUUCUUCAUGAAUCCCGUCGGAUUUAACGAGCUCAGCUGGUCUGCGCAAUAUAAAGCUUUGUGCAAACCGACAAUGGACGCUGCUAUUCAUCACAUGCAGUUGGAAGUGGCUGCGUCUCCGAUACAGCCUAUCAGUACUAUUAUACCGGAGGGUCAUGACAUCGCUUCCGCUGACAUUGUCCUCGACAGGAGGCACAUCUGGAACCUCGAGAUACUAUAUGACAACAUCAGCGUACUUGGUCAUUUGCGCCCCAUUGACAAGCAUGUUCGCUCAUUCUGUCAAAAGUGGAAAGAUGGAUACCUACUCCGACUAAAGCAACAUGUGUGGAAAUUCAUCAAUGAAUCUCCUGAGCACGACUCAAUCGAAACCUGGACCAGGUCGAGCUCUGAAGACACCUCUCACCAUUCUACUGGCUUUGGCCAUGAAACCUCAACUUCUCUGUCCACCCCUGAGCUUACGCUGUGUCACGCCAUUGGACCUAUGGAGCCAUUGACUCCGAAUGGGGCAGACAUGGAAACGCGGUCACAGACUGGGUAA